This is a messenger RNA of Pristis pectinata (smalltooth sawfish), 659 nucleotides long. RefSeq names its product secreted phosphoprotein 24-like. Gene Ontology annotation, biological process: bone remodeling. NCBI's taxonomy places the organism in Eukaryota, Metazoa, Chordata, Chondrichthyes, Rhinopristiformes, Pristidae. The record is from RefSeq and is a predicted model, not a curated record. The coding region runs from base 29 to 517 and encodes 162 amino acids. Gene Ontology annotation, cellular component: extracellular region. The transcript is spliced from 7 exons.
CCAGCCGGCUGAUCCCACACGAGGCAAAAUGAAAUCCUUCCUCCUUGCCAUCGCUGCCGUGCAGAUCCUCCACUGCUCAGGAGUGCCAAGCACCAAGGAAGCUCUGAGAGCCUCAGUUGUAAAGCUGAAUGAAAUCACUGAGAUCACCAACCUCUGUGGUAUCACCGGCAGAAGAGGGAAGAAUGUCUAUCGCACGGGUAAACUGUCAUACAACGUGGAUCUAAUAUUUUCAGUGAAAGAAACCGUCUGUUCCAAAAAUUCCGGACUGGAAUUUGAUGAUCGCAGCUGUCACUUCCGUUCCAAAAAGGCUGCUGCAAAAGGAUUCUGCAAAAGCCAUGUUGAAUACUUUGCUGACAAGAUUGUUGACAUUGAUGUGGAGUGUCGAGGUUUGAGGACAAUUGACAGCAAAAGUUAUUCAUUCGAGUCAAGUGAAAAUAGCAUUGAGCUGAAAGCCAAGAGAACACCUGUUCGAGAAGUCUACAAACGUGUAAAGCAAGUCAAAAGAAUUGUUGGCUGAAGAAUCUUCAAAUGAGCACAAGAGGAUUCAAGAGUCAAAAACCAAACAUGAAUGAAAUGCCUGAAAGAUCAAGUGUGAACACAAGAAGACCUCAUUCAGAUUAGAGAAAAAUUUAUCAAUUGUAUUUAUUCAUAUAUAAGUG